Molecule: messenger RNA, 926 nt
Organism: Helicoverpa armigera (cotton bollworm)
Lineage: Eukaryota; Metazoa; Arthropoda; Insecta; Lepidoptera; Noctuidae
Product: metallo-beta-lactamase domain-containing protein 1
Exons: 4
Coding region: 217-855 (212 amino acids)
Source: RefSeq, a predicted model, not a curated record
AGGUUUGGUUUCCGCUCUGUCAAAGUGUCAACCGAAUGUUUUUCUGUUUUGAAGAAAGUGUGUAAAUAAAUGUAAAAAAGAAGAGUUAUGAUGAAAGUGCGCGCUUAGUGAAUUCUAUUCAUACUUAUUUUUUGACAGUGGGAAAUUAGCUAGGCUAUCCAUAUUCCUUGAAUCAUAGAAAUCUCGUGCGCAGUUAUUGAAAACAAGUAGAUCAAAAUGACUGAAGUUAUAACUUUAUAUGAUGGUUACUCGGUAAUGACUGGAAAAGAUAGGAUGUCUGCAAAUUGCAGUUGUACUCUGGUAAAAGGAGUCAAUAACAUAGUAGUAGACACAAUGACGGCUUGGGAUUCACAGAAAAUAAUUUCUGCAUUAGAUAGAAAUAACGUGAAACCAGAAAAUAUAAACUAUGUUGUUUCAACUCAUGGUCAUUCAGACCACAUAGGUAACAACAACCUGUUUUUGAUGGCAAAACACAUAGUUGGGUUCAGUGUAUCUUUUCAAGAUGAAUACCACAUGCAUCCUUUUGAUAAAGGUGAAGAUUUCAAAAUAGAUGAAAAUGUCAAAGUAAUCCCAACUCCUGGCCAUACAUUAUCUGAUGUUACUGUGAUUGUAACAUCUAAACCAUCAGGAACCAUAGCUAUUGCUGGAGAUCUAUUUGAAAGGUUUGAAGAUAUUGAAAAUCCAAACAUAUGGCUGGAAGCAGGAAGUGAGGACCCAGUGCAACAAAUGAAGAACAGGUCAAAAGUUGCUGAUUUAGCAGACUGGAUUAUUCCUGGACAUGGGCCCAAGUUUCAAGUCACUGAACAAAUUAAACAAACACUUCAGAAACAAGUGGGUCCGGAAACACCUUCAUAAGAUCAAAACUUUUAGGCUAAGGCUUCAAUUUUUAUAUUUUUGUUGAGAUAAUAAAAAUUACUUUGCAAUUA